AUGGCUGCAUUUCAUAUUUUCCAAUUAUUAUUUAUAAAUUUACUAUUUUAUACAGCCGUAAUAGCAGCCGGGAGAGAUUUUUAUGCUAUUCUCGGUGUUUCAAAAAGUGCUAAUACCAAUGCCGUUAAAAAAGCGUAUAGGACGUUAGCAAAACAAUUACAUCCUGACAAAAACAAGGAUGAUCCUGAAGCAUCUCAAAAGUUUCAGGAUCUGGGUGCUGCCUAUGAAGUACUUUCAGAUCCUGAAAAACGAGAAAUGUAUGACAGAUGUGGUGAAGAGUGCUUAAAAAAAGAUGGUAUGAUGAACAAUAAUGAUCCUUUCGCAAGUUUUUUCGGAGAUUUCGGAUUUCACUUUGGUGGUGAAUCUCAACAAGAACGUGAAGCACCACGAGGUAAUAAUAUACUGAUGGAUCUUAGUGUAACACUGGAAGAAUUGUACAGUGGUAAUUUUGUUGAGAUUACAAGAAAUAAAUUAGUUAUAAAACCAGCAAAAGGAACCCGAAAAUGUAAUUGUAGGCAAGAAUUAGUGACACGUAACUUGGGAAGUGGUAGAUUCCAAAUGACACAACAAACAGUGUGUUCUGAAUGUCCAAAUGUUAAAUUAGUCAAUGAAGAAAGAUUACUGGAGGUAGAAGUUGAGCCUGGUAUGGUUGAUGGUCAAGAAAUUAAAUUCUUUGCCGAGGGUGAGCCACAUACUGACGGUGACGCUGGAGAUUUAAUCUUGAAAAUAAGAACGCAGCCUCAUAGAAUAUUUGAGAGAAUUGGCGAUGAUCUCUACACUAAUAUUACAAUAUCAUUGCAGGAUGCAUUGAUAGGAUUUAAAUUAGACUUAACUCAUUUAGAUGGACAUAAGGUAACGAUAUUACGAGAGAAAGUAACUAAACCUGGUGCUAAAAUCCGUAAAAAGGGUGAAGGAAUGCCUAAUUACGAGAAUAAUAAUCUUUAUGGUACACUGUACAUUACUGUUGACGUUGCAUUCCCAGAAAAAGAUUUUACUACCGAAGAGAAAGAAGCAAUCAAAGAACUUCUACAACAGAGCUCUGUAAAUAGAAUUUACAAUGGUAUACUAACUGCAUUUGGUUUUUUUGGAAUGAGAUGGAUGAUAAAUCAAAUUGAUCCAAUAACAAAAACCAAAAAAAAAACUCAAGAAAAGGCUAGAGAACAAUUGGCAAAAUUGGGAAUUACUGCAUCAAUAGAUACCAACCAAUUAACUGAAUAUGAAAUGUUGAUUGCAGCUAAUCUUAUUGACCCUAAAGAUAUACCAGUAUCAUGGAAUAAUAUUGCUGGGCUUGAUACAAUAAUUCAAGAGCUCAAAGAAACUGUAAUACUCCCAAUUAGACGAAAAAAAUUAUUUGAAGAUUCAAAAUUAACACAAGCUCCUAAGGGUGUACUUUUACAUGGACCACCUGGAUGUGGAAAAACAAUGAUUGCUAAAGCAACGGCUCGCGAAAGUGGCACUUGCUUUAUUAAUUUAGAUGUGGGCAUGCUUACUGAUAAAUGGUAUGGAGAAAGUCAAAAAUUAACGAACGCUGUAUUUUCUCUAGCUGUAAAAUUACAACCAUGUAUAAUAUUUAUUGACGAAAUUGAUUCAUUUUUAAGAGUACGCAGCUCUCAAGAUCAUGAAGCAACUGCUAUGAUGAAAGCACAGUUUAUGUCACUGUGGGAUGGUUUAAUCACUGAUCCUUCCUGUACAGUAAUUAUUAUGGGAGCAACUAACAGACCAAAAGAUUUAGAUCGCGCUAUUCUCAGGCGACUACCUGCGACAUUUCACGUCGGCCUACCAACUGUAGAACAACGCACAGAAAUUCUGAAUCUUAUUUUGAAAACUGAGCCUAUUGAUACAGACGUUGAUAUCGAUAAAUUAUCUAAAUUAACAGAAGGUUUCUCUGGAUCUGAUUUACAUGAAAUGUGCCGUACAGCAUCAUUGUAUCGUGUUCGUGAUUAUUCACGAGAACACCCAAACUCAUUUCAUGAUAUGUUAGAAAAUGCCAACAGUGAUGAAAUUUUGGCCAACACAAGUAGUAGUAAUGAUGAAGAAUAUCAUGAUACUUUGCGGCCGAUAGUCCACGAUGAUUUAAUGACUGCGUUUGAAAAGAUGAGAAUAUCCAAAGUAAAAACAGGCAGUUUAAACAAUAUGUCUAGAUUCGAUUUAGAUUAA
This is a messenger RNA of Cotesia congregata, 2157 nucleotides long. NCBI's taxonomy places the organism in Eukaryota, Metazoa, Arthropoda, Insecta, Hymenoptera, Braconidae. The record is from the annotation of a GenBank genome assembly.